Molecule: messenger RNA, 846 nt
Organism: Penicillium paradoxum
Lineage: Eukaryota; Fungi; Ascomycota; Eurotiomycetes; Eurotiales; Aspergillaceae
Product: alpha/beta hydrolase
Exons: 2
Coding region: 1-846 (281 amino acids)
Source: RefSeq, a predicted model, not a curated record
AUGGCUUCCAAAUCUUUUGUAGUAGUGAUAUGCCAUGGAUCCUGGCAUACACCAGCGCCAUACGAACCUCUAGUUGAGGCCUUGUCGGCGAAGGGUAUCGAAACGUAUUGUCCGCAGCGGCCAACUUGCGAUCUCAGUCAACUCAAUGUCGGCGAUGUCAACAACCCUGAUUUCAAUCGCAAAGCACCACCAGGGGGAUAUCCACUCCCUGCAGAUGAUGCAGCAGAGAUCGGACUGUUGCUUGAUAAGUUGAUUGCACAGGGGAAAUCAGUCCUCCUUGCAGGACACUCUUCCGGCGGCUGGGUCGCCGCCGAGGCUGCGCAACAUGCCCGACAAGCGCCGGUGCGGGCACGCAACGGGGAGAUUGGUGGUGUCAUCGGGAUCUUUUUUAUCGGGGCUUUCAUCAUCCCCCAGGGCCAAUCUGUCCACACGUUCUUUCAGCCUCCAGAUGGGAAGGUUGUGACGCCGCCGUUUAUGCGUUUUUACAAACAUGGGGUAGAUGGCCUCGGCACCAUGGUAGACCCCGAGAAAUAUAUUUUCAACGACCUUGACGAGACGACUGCGGAAAAGUGGGCAUCUACAUUGACUGCAGCUCCAGUUAUGAAGAGUCCACUCACUCACAACCCUUAUGAUGUCCUCCCGUGCGCCUAUCUGGUGCUUGAGAAGGAUUGCACACUGCCUAAGGAGUAUCAGGAAGGAAUGGCAGCGAGUCAAAGCAAGCCAUUCACAAUCUACCAUGCCCCCUGUGGCCACUCGCCGCACCUCAGUUGGACAAAUGACCUUGUGGAGAAGAUUGAGGAGUUCGGGAGUUAUGCUCUGGCUGAAAGUAACAUUCCUGCACAUUAG